CGCAGGGGCUACAUUGUUUUGUGCAGACAUGGGUGCUAAACUUGUAGUUUUCCAAAUCAAGGAGAAGAUGAUUCAAGUGGGUGAUAAUUACGCUGCAGAAUAUAUAAGCGCUGCACUUGGACAUCUACUUCACUUCUGGGUUGGUUGUACGGAUGCUGACGUAGAGGGCUUAUUUGAAUGUGAAGACGGUACGCAGCUAUCCCUAUCCAGUAAACUGUGGAAUAGUAAGCAAGGCUAUCCGAGGAGUUCUGUUGGAGGGAAUGGCGUUGAGGACUGUGUUUACUAUUUACCGCACACCUACCGCUUGGAGGAUACUGAUUGCCAAAACGCAUCGGCCGUCGCUCUCUGUGAAGUUGAUCCUCUGUCUGAACCUCCGACCGCAGCAACCAAUGCUUAUCCUACCACUCAAGGGGCUACAACAUCAACCACACCAGGCCAAACAACCAAAGAUCCUACACAGCCAACCACGCAAGGUCCAGCAACUCAAACCACCACAAUGGCCUCCAUAAUGCAAAAUGUGGUCACGGAUUUGGAACAGGAUGGAACCACCACUGCAGAUGAAAUUUCCAGCAGAACUACCAACGAUGCUACCACCAAAGCAACUCCACUUCGCAAGAUCAGCAAAUCCAACGUGUUCCUCCCAGGCAAAGACAACAGUGGACGCAGUCUGAUUGGCUACUGUCUAACUGGUCACGUGAUGGAGACUGUGCGAAUGGUGAGCCAGUUACAAUGCGCUAUGAUGUGUGCUGACAUCGUUGGGUGCCAGUCUUUCAACUACAUUCAAGGCGGUGUUUGCGAGCUGAAUUUCGCACUGGAGGAGGGUGCACAUGCUCGCUUUUUCAGCCGAUCUGACGGGUGCACUUAUUUUGGACGUGCUUGAUUUUUCAGCACGAAGAAGCCCCAAGAUCACCAUACAUAGAUUACAUUUUAAGUCAAAAUAUAGGCAUAUGAGGAGCGAUGUUUAUCGCGAUGUGAACUGGGUUUCAAUAAAAAAGGGAAGUUUAUCACACACAUUCCACCAGAUAUAUUGAUUAUGAAUAUUUGUAAUAUUAUCACUUCUAAAUUCAGUGUUAUCCGUUGAUGAAUUUUCUACAUAGUCGCAUUUUGUUUACCCUUUAGUUGCCUUCAGGAGAAACAA
Messenger RNA from Lytechinus variegatus (green sea urchin), 1138 nucleotides. RefSeq lists its product as uncharacterized. The record is from RefSeq and is a predicted model, not a curated record. The coding region runs from base 29 to 880 and encodes 283 amino acids. Lineage: Eukaryota; Metazoa; Echinodermata; Echinoidea; Temnopleuroida; Toxopneustidae. The transcript is spliced from 5 exons.